AUUAACGAGGCACCGGGGGGUGUCCCUGUUGUCCUCAUGUCCCCACCCUGCUGGGAUCUGUCCCCGCGACCUCACAGAACUGGCUUUGGGGACAUUGCGCUGCCACCACCCACCCUGGGGGGGUCGGCCCACCCCACCCCAGGGCAGGGCCGACCCUGCUGCCUGCGGUAUUUAGGGCCCUGGGAUGGGGACGUGGCCCCAGAGCGGUGGCAGCCACUCCUGGCUCAGCUGUCCUGGGUGAGUGGGGAUGCCAGGAGCGCAGGGAUGGGGGGUCAGGGGGGGUUGCAAAUGCUUUUGGGUGGUUUGGUCCUGAAUUCUGUCCUCCAGGCGUUGUCAUCCCCAGGAUUUCACUGUCCCCAUUUCACCAUGGGGUCCGGUUACCCCCCACAACCUGUUUUCACGUCCCCAAGGUGAUUUCAAUGUCCCCAAGGUUCUGCUGGCCUCAUUUAAUGGCCCCAAGGUCGCCGUCCCCAGGGCUUCCCUGCCCACACUCUCCCUGACUGGAUUCCAAAGUCCCCAUUUUCCCAUCUGGGUGUCCCCAAUUUUCACUGUCCCCAAAGCUUCAGCAUCCCCACGUUGCUGUGUGGAUGUUCUGUGGCUCACGGUGUCUUUUGGGGUCCCCGUGGUCCCCAUUCUGUCCCCAGGACGAUGACGGUGACCUACACAGCACGGGUGGCCACUGCUCGCUUCGGGGGCUUCUCCCAGCUGCUGCUGCUGUGGCGUGGGAGCAUCUACAAACUGCUGUACCGGGAAGUGCUGCUCUUCCUGGGGGCCUACCUGGGGCUGAGCAUGGCCUACCGGUUUCUGCUGUCGGAACCACAGCGGCGCCUCUUUGAGAAGCUGGUUCUGUACUGUGACCGCUCAGCACAGCUCAUUCCUGUCGCCUUUGUGCUCGGUUUCUACGUGGCCGUGGUGUUGGAGCGCUGGUGGGGGCAGUUCCGGAGCGUCCCAGCCCCAGACGGGCUGAUGCUGGCAGUGGGGUGCGGGGUGCACGGAGCCGAUGAGCGGGGCCGCAUCCUGCGCCGCACGCUGAUGCGUUAUGGCAGCCUGGCAGCUCUGCUGGUGCUCAGAGCCGUCAGCACCGCCGUCUAUAAGAGAUUCCCCACCACCGACCACCUCGUAGAGGCGGGGUUUCUGACUCGGGAGGAGCGGUGCCGGCUGGACGCGCUGCGCUCGCCCUAUAACAAGUUCUGGGUGCCCUGCAUGUGGUUCGGGGCGCUGGUGGGGCAGGCACGGCGCGAGGGGAGGGUGCGCGAUGACUGCACCCUAAAGCUGCUGAUGGAGGAGCUGAACCUGUUCCGGGCCAAGUGCAGCAUGUUGUUCCACUACGACUGGAUCAGCAUCCCGCUGGUGUACACACAGGUGGUGACCAUCGCUGUCUACGCCUUCUUUGCCACCUGUCUGAUCGGGCGGCAGUUCCUGGACCCGGCCCAGGGCUACGCAGGGCAUGAGCUGGAUCUGGGGCUGCCCGUCUUCACCCUCCUGCAGUUCUUCUUCUACGUGGGGUGGCUUAAGGUGGCCGAGCAGCUCAUUAACCCCUUUGGGGAGGACGAUGAUGACUUUGAGACCAACACACUCAUUGACCGCAACUUCCAGGUGUCCAUGCUGGCCGUGGAUGAGCUCUAUGGGGAUGUCCCCACACUGGAGAGGGACCGGUACUGGGACAGCAUCAGCCCCCGUGCGCCCUACACGGCUGCCACCGCCGCGCAGCUGCGCCUGCCCAGCUUCCGUGGGUCAGCCUUCGAUGUGGCGCUGGCAAAGGAAGAGAUGCAGUUCCAACCACUGGAGGACAUUGGGGAGACCUCUGAGCCCCCCCCACACCCCCCCACCGGUGCCUUCAGCUGCCAUUUCUCCCUCCUACGGCACAAGAACAGCACUGGCUGUGAGGGGGAACAUGGGGAUGAGGCCCCCCCAGGAGCACCCACCGAAGGAGACGGGAACAGCCUGGGGGUGGACACAGAUGUGCUGCUGGGGAGCAUCAAAGGGGAAUCACCCCACAGCUGGGACCUGCGCCCCACAGAUGAGAUGGUGUAGGUGGGAGGAACCCAAAAUGCUGACCC
Coturnix japonica (Japanese quail) is the source of this 2060-nucleotide messenger RNA. It is a transcript of the gene BEST2, whose product is annotated as bestrophin 2. Gene Ontology annotation, molecular function: chloride channel activity. Lineage: Eukaryota; Metazoa; Chordata; Aves; Galliformes; Phasianidae. The record is from RefSeq and is a predicted model, not a curated record.